This is a messenger RNA of Penicilliopsis zonata CBS 506.65, 1946 nucleotides long. RefSeq lists its product as hypothetical. The coding region runs from base 99 to 1847 and encodes 582 amino acids. NCBI's taxonomy places the organism in Eukaryota, Fungi, Ascomycota, Eurotiomycetes, Eurotiales, Aspergillaceae. Gene Ontology annotation, biological process: protein deubiquitination; proteasome-mediated ubiquitin-dependent protein catabolic process; regulation of proteasomal protein catabolic process. The transcript has 3 exons. Gene Ontology annotation, molecular function: protein binding; proteasome binding; cysteine-type deubiquitinase activity. The record is from RefSeq and is a predicted model, not a curated record.
GACAGCGAAGGCAGAAACUGGUUACGUACACUCUCUUUCUCAACCGACAGGAGCUGUUUGGAAGUUCGAUCUAAGCGUGUUCAAGAAGCUUGAUCACUAUGGCUUCGAUACCAGUCAUCGUCAAGCACCAGGGCAAGCGCCAUGAGGUUGAGCUUGACCCGACCUCGAACGGCGAAACCUUCAAGUUCCAACUUUACUCCCUGACCGGUGUCGAGCCCGAACGGCAGAAGAUCUUGGUCAAAGGUGGCCAGCUGAAAGAUGACACCCCUUUGGCUAGUCUGAACGUGAAGCCAGGCCAGACGUUCAUGAUGAUGGGCACGCCCUCUGGAGGACAAGGAGCAUCCGAUCUAGGACGACCGAAGGAGGCAGUUAAAUUCCUGGAGGAUAUGACAGAGGCAGAAGCUGCAAAGGCGGACGGAGCUACUCCAGCCGGCCUUCAGAAUCUGGGAAACACUUGCUAUCUCAACUCCACUCUUCAAACUCUGAGAAGUGUCCCGGAGCUGGAGGAGGAGCUUCAGAAGUAUCGGCCUGCGCAGGAUGCGAUUGGCUCGUCUCGUCUUUCCGAUAUUAGCAGCUUCGGCCUCGGCGGUCUGGGUUCGAUGGAUCUGACAGCUUCUCUGCGGGAUCUGUUCAAGCAAAUGUCCGAGACGCAGGAGGGUAUCCCUCCCCUCAUGUUCCUCAAUGCCCUCCGAAACGCUUUUCCCCAGUUUGCCCAACAGGAUCGAAAUGGACACGGUUAUGCUCAACAAGACGCCGAGGAAGCCUGGUCACAGAUCGUGGCGCAGCUGCGGAACAACUUGAAGAUCAAAGACGGGAAGGGAGACGCGGCUGCUGAGGUGUCGUUCAUCGACCGGUAUCUUGCUGGGAAAUUCCAAUCAGUGAUUGAAUGUGAUGACCCGGCUGCCAAGGAGGUGGGAGAGGAACCAACGACCACUUCCGACGUUUUCUACAAGCUAGACUGCCAUAUCGGAAAGGAAACGAACCACCUGCGCGACGGUAUCAUGGCAGGCUUAGAGGAGAAGAUUGAGAAACAGUCCCCUACUCUAGACCGCAAUGCCAUCUAUACGAAGCAGUCGCGCAUUGCGCGGCUGCCCAAGUAUCUGACGGUGCACUUUGUCCGAUUCUUCUGGAAGCGCGAGACCCAGAAGAAGGCAAAGAUCAUGCGCAAGGUCACCUUCCCUGCUGAGCUGGACGCAGUGGAGUUCUGUUCAGAAGAGCUUCAGAAGCAGCUUAUCCCCGUGAGAGAUAAGGUGCGAGAGAUCCGCAAAGAUGAAUUGGAUGUCGAACGGGCGCGUAAGCGUCAGAAGCUGGCACGCCAGCACGAGGAGGAACCCGAGCAGGAAGCGAGCCUGGAGCCUAUGCAGAAGAAGAAAGCUGCGGAGGAACGCAAGGAGGCCAGCAAGAGCAAAGGCACCGAGAAAGACGGCGACGCCACGAUGACGGAUGUCCCCUUCAAGACUGACGCAGAGUACGAAGCCGAGAUGGCUGCAUCGAUCCAGGCCGCCAAGAAGGAACUGUUCGAGCUUGUUGACCAGAAGAUGGCCGCCGACGCCGGGGCCAACACCUCUGGUCUCUACGAGCUCAGGGGUGUGAUCACCCACCAAGGCGCCAGUGCCGACAGCGGACACUACACGGCGUACAUCAAGAAGCGAGGCAAGGCUGUCGAGGACCCCGCGCAGCCGGGCAAGAAGCGACGGGAAGAAGAGGAGGAGAAAUGGUGGUGGUUCAACGACGACAAAGUCACCGAGGUGGACGCAGAGAAGAUCGAGACUCUUGCGGGCGGUGGUGAAUCCCACUCCGCGUUGAUUUUGCUCUACCGUGCGAUCGACCUGCCCACCAUGGAAUAGGUACCUAGGUAGGGGUAGGCAUGUGUGCCGACAUUCAGCACAAGGAAUGAGAAGAACAUGAUAAUGUUAGACGAGUCUAGAUCAUGAAUAUAACACUGG